Messenger RNA from Prunus avium (sweet cherry), 1083 nucleotides. Lineage: Eukaryota; Viridiplantae; Streptophyta; Magnoliopsida; Rosales; Rosaceae. The record is from RefSeq and is a predicted model, not a curated record.
AUGGCCACUUCACCAAUUGACCCCAAUUUUCAGCAUACACUGGAGUUGUUAACUCAGGCCUUGUCUCGAAUCGGGCAUACCAGAGAUGCAUCCAUGGCAUAUGAGGACCAAGCUAGAAGGGUAGGGGCAGUGGAAUUUAAUGGUCAUUGUGAGCCAGCCAUGGUUGAAGAAUGGAUAGAGAAAAUGGAAAGAGUUAUGGAUGUGAUGGACGUUCCGCAGGAACGCAGAGUAGUGUUGGCUAUCUUCUUUCUUUUUAGAAAUGCAAGGUACUGGUGGAAAUCAGUAAGAAGGCGGUAUCAGGACCCAUCGACCAUCAUGUGGCAAGUUUUUCUGACUGCAUUUGAUGAGCAGUUCUAUCCUUUAGCCUAUCAAAAUAUGAAGAUGGAGGAGUUUUUUCAACUUGAACAGGGAAGUAUGACGGUGCUAGAAUAUGAAAAGAAAUUUAAUGAGUUGUCCAAGUACUGCACACCACUGGUAGCAGACGAGAGGAAGAAAUGUCAGCUGUUUACUAGGGGUUUGAAGGCAUCCAUCCGUGACAUUGUGGUGGGACAACGUCUGGUAAAUUUUGGUGAUCUUGUGAUGUCAGCUUCAUUGAUUGAGAGCAGUCAGAUGAUUAUGUACAACGGUAAUUUUAUGCCGCCGUCUGAACUUAUGUACUAUGAGUUUGAGGGCAACAAUCUUGUCUCAGCCACCAAGGAAGGUCUCAAGCUUGAUGAGAGUGAAGACGAGGCAAAGAAGAAGGAAGAGUUGAAGGAGAAGUUUGAGGGACUCUGCAAGGUUGUGAAGGAUGUUUUGGGUGACAGAGUGGAGAAGGUUGUGGUGUCUGACCAUGUGGUAGACUCUCCCUGCUAUUUGGUGACAAGCAAGUAUGGCUGGACUGCCAACAUGGAAAGAAUCAUGAAGGCUCAGGCCUUGAGGGAUAACAGGGCGGCUGGGUACAUGUCGAGCAAGAAGACCAUGGAGAUCAACCCAGAGAACCACAUCAUGGAGGAGCUGAGAAAGAGGGCUGAUGCAGACAAGAAUGACAAGUCAGUGAAGGACCUUGUUCUCCUUCUGUUUGAGACAAGAAUGACAAGUCAGUGA